AUGGACCGAGGUCCCCCGCAUCAGCCCACCGAAUCCGGGCCGGGAGCUCUUCAGCUCACCUGGGCAUCCAUAUCUUCAACUUCCAACUCACAAACACCUAUAUAUACCAUGUCCGGCAAUUACGGCAGCUACCAGACCGAAAUCUACGGCAAGGGUGCCCUAAUGGGCACCCUGCCCAGCGUAACCACCGACCCUCGCCUCCUGGAAGAACAAGCCCAGAAGGCACUGGGAGUGCGCGCCUUCAAUUAUGUUGCGGGUGGCGCGGGCGAGAAAGCCACCAUGGAUAGCAAUCGGCUGGCAUUUCGGCAGUGGAAGCUAAUCCCUCGGAUGAUGCGCAAUAUGCACGACCAAGACGUAUCAGUCGAACUCUUUGGCCAGAAAUAUGAUAAUCCCCUUAUCAUGGCGCCGGUCGGUGUACAGGGGAUCUUCCACGAAGACAAGGAGACCGGUCUGGCCAGUGCAUGCGAAGAAGUAGGUGUCCCCUACACGAUGAGCACGGCGAGCACAAGCACCAUUGAAGACGUCGCGACCGCCAACAAAGACGGGAAACGAUGGUAUCAGCUCUACUGGCCGAAAGACAACAAUGUCACACUAUCGCUGCUCAAACGGGCUAAAGAGAAUGGGUUCUCUGUGCUAGUUGUUACGCUGGAUACUUGGUCGCUGGCGUGGCGGCCGGCUGAUCUGGAUAAUGCCUAUGUGCCUUUUAUCAAAGGGGUCGGUAACCAGGUCGGGUUUAGUGAUCCGGUGUUCCGGGCCAAGUUCGAGAAGGAGUCUGGGUGUCCUGUGGAGGAGGAUGUUAUUGGUGCUUCGAGGGCGUGGGUCGGUGAUGUGUUUGCUGGGAGUCCGCAUGAGUGGGAGGACUUGGCUUUCCUUAGGGCGAAUUGGGAUGGGCCGAUUGUGUUGAAGGGCAUUCAGCAUGUGGAGGAUGCGAAGAGGGCGCUGCAGUCUGGUUGUGAUGGGAUUGUGGUUUCGAAUCAUGGUGGUCGCCAGGUGGACGGGGCCAUUGGGUCUUUGGAUGUUCUGCCGGAGAUAGUCGAUGCAGUUGGCGAUCGAAUGACGGUACUUUUUGACUCGGGCAUUCGGACGGGAUCGGAUGUUAUCAAGGCGCUGUGUUUGGGAGCCAAGGCGGUUCUAGUUGGUCGGCCGGUAAUUUAUGGUCUCAGUAUUCAGGGCCGAGACGGGGCCAAGCAGGUCCUUCAGGGCCUUUUGGCUGAUCUUUGGCAGAAUAUGGGCCUAUCAGGCAUUCGCAAUGUGGGCGAAUGCGAUCGCAAGGACGAACCCGAGAUCCACCCGGCUUCAGGCGCGACGCUACUCCCACGACCAGUGGCAUCGCUGAUCUCACUAAUCACCCAGUCAACCUCCCUAUCCCUACGACUGGGAACAUUCUUCGGCGGGGCUGCCCUAGAUGGCGCGCGAGCCACCACUCUCACCAGCCUAGAGCUAAGCCGAGCCUUGGUGGAGGGGAUCCUAACGAGAGCAGGACGCGACGUCGCGAUCCGUAGUGGGGAUGAACAUGGCAGAACAGAGGCCGAGUCUCUGCUUGAGCGGAGUUUGGCAACCCUGCACUCGACUGUGACCUCGGCUUCUUUUUUCGCAGCCGCGACGUUCCACUUCUCGUCAACGACUUUGGCUUCCGUUGCCAAUCUCUCGCAGGCGCUUUUGUCUACGUUGGAUGCCGUUCUUGGAUCUACCGAGUCGUCGAGGGCUAUUGCGGCUAUUAUCACGCUUAUCAGACGCGAGUUUAGAUCCGUGGAACCUGGUGCGAGUACUGAGAAGAUUGGUGUUGGUGAUCUACUAGUCGGGUCUCUGGGCUUUGCACUGCUACAGCGAUGGGGCAAGAAGAACACUGAACGACAUCUGCAUCAGAAUGGUGGAGAUGAGAUCGUCUGGGAUGUUGUCAUCCUGGACAACGGUGCCCGAGCAGACGUGAUCGGGUCCCAUGAACUACAGUUCGCCAACCCCAAGAAUGAGGAGCUGGUCCGGCCUGGUAAUGCUUCAUUUGUGGUGCCGCAGAAUGGCGAGGAAGCCUUCGAUGCAGUCCGACGAUCGAGCAUGACUGAACCAUUUAACGGAUCUCGUCUCUCAAUUCCUUUGGAUGGUCAGCAGCAGGUAUCUGAUGAGGACAUCCGCGCUUAUAUCAUGAGCCAGCUUCCUCAGGGCUGCCAUGCAUCCAUCAAAUCGGAAGUCCUCACGGCGCGAACUAUCACCGUCGAUAUCUACGAUGACGAUAUGGCAGAGAUUGCAGCACCGCCGGGAACAAAAAUGGUCGAGGAACGAUUUCAUCAUGAUACUGAUGAUGAAAAUAAUGUGACAGACGGUCAGCGACGCUGCCCAAGGCAUACAGUGGUGUUUAGGACUGCUUUCAACAAAUCCCAAAGCACUCAACUGCGACCUCAUGACAGUUCUACCGAUGUCCUACCUGAGCCCGACCAUCGCAAACGAUCGCCAGGAAAAGCAUUACCUAGUCUUCCGAUGGGAUCACAGCAUGACCGGUCGCACUCACAUCCUGAUAUCAUAAAUGGAGGCUUCAAGCACCAUGUGACGACUCCUGACUCGCCGAGCGAAACACCCAAAUCCGCAACGGGCAGAGGAUCAUUCAGCAAAUUUGCACAGAAGGUCAAGCCGCCUGGUUUUGAGAAAAGCGAUGCCAAGCGUCCAGCAAAGAAGCCAUCUAUAAAGUCGCCCACUUCUUCCGCACUCCCUCUUCCUCGUCUGCCUCCUAGGCCGGUAAAAGGAACUGCAUCUGUAAAGGAGGCGACUGCACGCGAAACGUCUACCAGACCCGAUCUCAAGAAGAGACAGGCAGAGCCUAUAGACUAUCGACCGACAACACCUGUCCCGAAUCGAGGCUUAAGAAGGUCGCCAUUCCCCAACUCUCCCCAGAGACAAUCAUCGCAGCAAGCAAAACGCGCUCCAUCACACGAUGCACAUAACCAAAGAGGCCCACGCGGGCAUUAUGCAGUGCGCGAGAAGAGUCAGGAAUCUCUCCUCACUCAAACAGACGCUUUCUUCUCGCGUCGGACUUCAGAUAUGCGGCCUGGCUCACCUGCGAUGUCUCGGACUCAUGUUCGCAGUAGCAGCUCCUUGUCCGUGAGUAGGUCUGAGACUGACGGAGCGGUGUCUGCAAAUGACAACCGACCCAGUUCGUCAGCUCUGCAUCACAGAUCCCACUCAUACACUCCCAGUCUAUAUUCACUGGCGACUGCCGGGUCUGAGACAUCGCUCGUACUUGCACAUCGGCCUCGCAAAAGUGCCUACGAGGAUAUGGAAACCAUCCAGGCGCUCAAUCGCGAUGGCCUCAUCCCGGGAAUCUUCCCUGAGAGACAUUUUGUCCAGAACAUCCGCCGGUUUUGCCGUUUCUCGUCCGCCUCUUAUGGCUCCAAUGCCCUCAAGGUCAUGGGCGUGCCAAGAGGCACAAAGACUCUGCCACCAGCCAGGUCAGACACUCACGAGCACAGCGCCUUCUCGGAUCACGCCGGUCUCCCUCCCUCUACAAUCCUCCUUUCUUCCUUCGUCGAUCCAGCCGGUGGCUCCAACGCAGCCGGCGAGACAGAAACAGGAUUUCCACUCGUCCACUACCUCUCCAUUGACCAUGACUCCAAAGCCGUGGUCCUAACUCUCCGAGGGACAUGGGGCUUCGAGGACAUCCUAACAGACAUGACCUGCGACUUCGACGACCUCGAAUGGCAAGGCAAAAGCUGGAAAGUACACAAAGGCAUGCACGCCUCGGCCAAACGUCUCCUCGAAGGCGGCGGCGGCCGAGUAAUGAUCACCCUCCGCGCAGCCCUAGAAGAAUUUGAAGACUACGGCGUAGUCCUAUGCGGCCACUCCCUCGGCGGCGGCGUCGCAGCCCUCCUAGCAACAAUGAUUUCCGAGCCAAACCCCUCCCCACUCGGCACCUCCUUCGUAACAGCCUCAUACCAACCAACUCCGCGACCGCCCCUCCUAACAGCAUCAACCAACACCCCAUCGUCCCUUCCCCCAACCUCCCCCCUCCCCAUCCCAACCGGCCGCCCAAUCCACGUCUAUGCCUACGGCCCCCCAGCCGUAAUGUCCCCCUUCCUCCGCCUCGCUACACGAGGCCUAAUAACAACAAUCGUCAACGGCCAAGACGUCGUGCCCAGUCUCUCCCUGGGCAUCCUACAUGACAUGCACACAGCAGCAAGCAGCUUCAAGGACGACGCCUCGGGUGCGAAAUCUCAUAUCCGCACCCGUCUCCGCGAAUCACUCCGUCAGAGCAUCAUCCAUAAAUUCUACGUGAAUCAGCCUCCGCUCGUUGUCAAUGCCGGUGAUGGCGUUGGCGAGGAUGCGUGGGCGUGGAAAACGCUUAUGUUGUUGCGGGAUGAGAUGCGCGCACCGAAACUUAUGCCCCCUGGUGAGGUCUUUGUUGUUGAGACUAUGCGUGUUUUGCAACGGGAUGCGUUUACGGUGCCGGAUUUUGCCGGGGAUGGUUAUCCUCGUCUCGGGAGGCCCGCUACUAGGGUUCAGAUUCGGUUUAUUCGUGAUGUUGAUGCUUGGUUUGGGGAGUUGAGGUUUGCUAGUGGGAUGUUGAGUGAUCAUAAUCCGGCAAGGUAUGAGACUAGUCUUGCUGCUUUGGCGAGGGGGGUUUUGGAUGAGUGA
Molecule: messenger RNA, 4620 nt
Organism: Penicillium arizonense
Lineage: Eukaryota; Fungi; Ascomycota; Eurotiomycetes; Eurotiales; Aspergillaceae
Exons: 5
Coding region: 1-4620 (1539 amino acids)
Biological process (GO): lipid metabolic process
Molecular function (GO): FMN binding; oxidoreductase activity
Source: RefSeq, a predicted model, not a curated record